AAGAAGAAGAAGAAAAGAGAAGAAGAAGAAGAAAUAAAUAAAGAGGCAGAAGGAGAAGAAAAGAAGAAGAAGAAGAAAAGAAGAAGAAAAGAAGAAGUAAAGAAGAAGAAGAAAAGAGAAGAAAGAGAUUACUAAAGUUAAAGUGGAGAGAGUACUCAGAUAUAUUACAAGUACUCCACUAUAGCUUCUUUCCUGCAUUAAAAUCAUCACAGUGUCUAAAAACAGAUCAUUCGAUGGAUGGAAGUAACUCAGCGGGAAACCCCAGUGCUGCCUCAUCCCAUUUGCUUCCUGCCCCCGCUAAUGAGGAGACACCGCAAACAGCUGAGGAAGACCAGCAGAGCACAGAGUCCCGUCCAGAAGGUCCAGCAGAAACACUAAGGACUGAGGAGGAACCAUACUCCCAUGACCCUUCAACCAGAAAACAGAAACCAGAAAAUGAUCCUGCUCCAUCAUCAGGUAAAUCAUCUGCAACCAAAUCAGAUCGUCUUCCCACAAAGCAAAUACAACUAGGAGAUUCUUCUGCAACAGAAAAACAGAAAAUAAAAGAAUCUUCUUCUUCAAAAGUUCUACCAAAACCAGAUCAACCUUCUGCCGCCAAACAAGAUCCACUAAACCAACAUCCUCUUUGUAAAUAUCAAAAGAAACCAGCAGAUCCUCUUGUAAAACAUGAACAGAAACCAGAUUACUCUCAGGUACACCAAACCCAGAAGGGGAAAACUAAAGCUGCCCGGCCUCAACCCUCAAUCAAUUUAACUGAUUUCAUUUCAUCGUUCGAUAAACAAAACCAGAAGGAUCUUGAGCUCCACAUCUCUGAGUCCAAAGACCAACAGAACCACCCACAUCCAUCUCCUUCUCCUGUAAACCAGCAGAACCAACAAGAUCCUCCUGCUCCUCCUCCUCCACCUGUAGACCAGCCGAACCAAGAUCCACCUCCUCAUCCGUUAGACCAGCAGAACCAAGAUCCUCCGACUCCUCCUCCUCCCGUAGACCAGCCGAACCAAGAUCCUCCGGCUCCUCCUCCUCCUGUAGACCAGCCGAACCAAGAUCCUCCCGCUCCUCCUCCACCUCCUGUAGACCAGCGGAACCAAGAUCCUCCUGCUCCUCCUCCUCCCGUAGACCAGCUGAACCAAGAUCCUCCCAUUCCUCCUCCUCCCGUAGAUCAGCUGAACCAAGGUCCUCCCGCUCCUCCUCCUCCUGUAGACCAGCAGAACAAAGAUCAUCCGGCUCCUCCUCCUCCCGUAGAUCAGCCGAACCAAGAUCCUCCCGCUCCUCCUCCUCCUGUAGACCAGCAAAACCACCAAGAUCCUCCUCUUCUUCUUACUCCUCCUGAAGACAGACAGGACCACCAAGAUCCCCCUGCUCCUAUUGUAGACCAGAAGAACCAUCUGUGUCCUUCUCGGGGUUUGAUUGUCAACCCAACUGAACCGCAGAUGCUGGUCCCGCCCAUUACAAUUGAGGCGUUCUGUGACCAGGUGCGGCCCAGUCCUGACAUUUCUUCCUCAGCUGAACCCAAACUCUGCGGAUUCCUGCAGAAACAAGGGGGGCCCCUGAGGGCCUGGAAGCAACGAUGGUUUACCUAUGAGGAGAAGAAGAACCAGCUGUUUUACUAUCGUACGCCACAGGAUGUGAUGCCACUUGGCCGGGUGGAACUCAGCGGUGCAACCUUUACCUACCCGCUGAAGGCUGAGAGGGGAACCUUCCACAUCAAGACUCCUGAACGAACAUUCACACUCCAGAUGCAAGUUAGGGUUAAGUGUCCUGCCCAAGGACACCACGGCAUGUGUACUGGCGGAAGCUGGGAUCGAACCGCCAACUUUUGGGUUGGUCGACGAACGACUCCUGAGCCACAGCCGCAGCCUGUGGGACUCGAGGCUGUGACCCAGGAGCUGAUGCUCUAUUGGCUGCAGCAGCUGCAGGUGAAACGCUGGCAGCACAGACAGAAGUGCACCUGUCCAGACCCGACCAACCACAGCACUGAAGACGACUUCCUGCCGGUGUUGAAGAGCCCUCUGGGCCUCGUAGGGGAGGAGGCGGCCAACGCACCAUCCCAACGAACGCCGCUCGCCAACGUGUCUAUCAAACACCCGCUCAUCGAGCUGCAGAACUCUGUCCACAGUCUUCGUAAGAGAUCGUCUCAGGAUUGGAGGCAAAGUGUCUUUCACGUAGAAGUUCCACCGUCGAUGAGCCCGAGAACUUCAGACACCAACACCACCAGUACUGCUCCCAGAACUCCUGUCGAGUAUCCAGCACCGCUCCCACCUGAUCCAGCAGGUCACAUGUUUACAGGUGGGGAGUCCUUGCACCCGCUCGACGGUCAGAGCAGGAAGACAAAGAAUCGCAGUCCGUUGAUCACGCCGAUCCUCCGCAGAGACACGGUGUCCUCGUCCUCCAAUCGGAUGUCCCUCCUCCAGCAGGAGAAACAGAUGCUGAUAGAGGAGGUCAAGGGUCAGAAGGAGCUGGUCUGGAUCCUUCACAAAGCCCUGGAGUCGUCUCAGCUGGAGAAGCGAACCUGUGCUGAGUUCUUGGCGGCAGAGGACGAGCAGAAGCGUCUGGAGCUGCUGCGUCACCGCGAGCGUCAGGCGGCCGACCUGCGAAGUCGUCUGGAGGAGGCGGAGUCGGAGACGGAGGUAAUGAGGAGGAGUCUGGCCCAGAGAGACACUCAGCUGAUGGAGCUGCAGGAGAACAUCAGGAGGCUGACGGACAAGAACGCCGCCAAGCAGGAGGUGAUCAUCAAACUGUCCGAUCAGCUGACUGCCUGUCUGUCUGCCCCACUGUGCUCCAGCUUGCCCUCCGGUGGCGGUCGGGACUCUCAGGCCUUCAGACAGUUUCAGCAGGAGAAAGAGAACCUGAAGGAUGACAUUGAGGCUCAUAAAACCCAGAACAAGUUUCUGAACUCAGAGAUUUACCAGUUGACCAAACUGUGGAGGAACAGUUCUGAGCAGGAGAAGAACCUGAUGGUGAAGGUGGGUCCCAACACCUGGUGUUCUCCAGGUGUUCUCCAGGUGUUCUCCCGGUGUUCUCCAGGUGUUCUCCUGGUGUUCUCUUGGUGUUCUCUUGGUGUUCUCCAGGUCUUCUCCCGCAGUUCUCCGGGUGUUCUCCCAGUGUUCUCCUGGUGUUCUCUUGGUGUUCUCCGGGUGUUCUCCAAGUGUUCACCAGGUCUUCUCAAGGUCUUCUCACGCGGUUCUCCAGGUGUUCUCCCUGUGUUCUCCGGAUGUUCUCCCACGGUUCUCCAGGUGUUCUCCCGGUGUUCUCCUGGUGUUCUCCAGGUUUCUCCUGGUGUUCUCCAGUGUGCCUACCUGGAGGCCAGUAACUGUCAGAUGGAGAGCCGUUACCUGGACGUCCUCCGGAAGCUGCAGGAGACCAAAUCUCUGAAUCACGUCCAGCGUGGGGCCGUUCAGAAGAUGAUCGAGGACGCUCUGAAAGGAGAACUGAAGACCGUCAUGACGCUCAACACGGCCAGGGAUCACGAUGAGUACGGGUUUAAAAUCAUCCCAGAUUACGAGGUGGAGGACAUGAAGCUGCUCGCCAAGAUCCAGGCGCUGGAGAUCCGCUCACACAACCUGCUGCACCAGGAGGUGGUCGAGCGCCCCCUGCUGGGUCGCUGGGCUCAGUACCUCGCCGGCAGGUCAGAUGAAGACCUGUGUCCCUCCCCGGAGCUCAAAGUUCUGCUGCGCGGAGGCGUCCCUCAGGAGUACCGCCAGAGAGUGUGGCGCUGGAUGAUCCGAGCCCGAACCAGAACCAUCAGAUGCCACCGCCCCCGGCAUUACCAACAGCUGUGCGAGAAGAGUCACACGUCUCCUCAUCCGGCCUCCAGACAGAUCCAGCUGGACCUUCAUCGCACCCUUACAACCAAUCAGAACUUCUCCUCACCCUCCAGCCCCGCCCUCCAGCAGCUCCGCCGCAUCUUAUUGGCCUUCUCUUGGCAGAACCCUGCCAUUGGCUACUGCCAGGGACUCAACAGGUUGGCAGCCAUCGCUCUGCUCGUCCUCCAGAAUGAAGAAGACGCCUUCUGGUGUCUGGUGGCUGUGGUGGAAGCCAUCAUGCCUCAGGACUACUACACCCAGAACCUGGUGGCCUCUCAGGCGGACCAACGGGUGCUGAAGGACUUCCUGGCGGAGAAGCUUCCUCGCCUGGCGUCUCACUUUGAUGAACACGGCGUCGACGUGUCUCUGAUCAGCUUCAACUGGUUCCUGGUGGUUUUUGUGGAGAGUCUGCCGAGCGACAUCCUGCUGCCGCUGUGGGACGUCUUCCUGUAUGAGGGCACCAAGGUGAUCUUCAGGUACGCUCUGGCCCUCUUCAAAUACAAAGAGGACGACAUCCUUAAGAUCCACGACAGCGUUGAGAUCUACCAGUACCUGCGGUUCUUCACAAAGACCGUCUCUGACAGCAGGAGACUCACCAGCAUCGCCUUCAGUGACAUGAACCCGUUCCCCGGUCGCCUGCUGAGGAACCGGCGAAUGUUUCACCUGGAGCAUCUGCAGGCGGAGCUGCAAGAGCUGGAAGAGCAGCAGAGGCAGUUUGUCACGGAGAGCGUCGAGCGUAAAGACAAGGAGCUCGACGCUGCCAUGAGUGAGGACGACGACGAUCUGUGACCUCAGACCGAAAUGUUACGUCGCCACGAAGCGUUGAUGCGACACUCGCCUGUGACCCGAUGUCAGAAGUCAGAUUUAUAUCACUAACACAGAAUAUUACAUCAAUAUGUGGUUUAGUGUCAAUAAAGAAUAAAUCCAUACAUGAAUAUGGCUCAUAAAUUAAAUUGGUAAGUGACAAAUAAACAAACUAAUAUAAAUGAUUUAUCAUAACUUAUUAUAAUACUCUUUAUAUCUUUUAAUUUAGUCUUUUUUGUUUCUGUUACAAACAUCCAGGUGGUGACGGUGAGAGUUCCCACCUCCAGUGAACGUAGCAUUACUCCCUUAUGCUGCUGGUUAUUAAUAAAUGCGUCUGACGAGAAGUAACUGAAUACAUUUAUGAGGUAUUUGUACUUGACUUGAAUAUUUUUAGUCUCUGUUACUGGAUCUGAUCUGCACCAUGUGUAUUAUGAUCAGACUUUAUUGAUCAGGAUACGACCACCAGCUGUACUCAAGCCCCGCCCUCGUCACCGACCCGCAGCUCCGCCUCUUAAAGCUUUGGGAAGAUUUUACACAACCUGUCAACCCAGAGUUGGUGUCAAUCAAGUUUCGUAACAGAUCAAUAAAUCAUAAGUAAAUGAUUCACCCAUUAACUGAGGCGUCAGCUGAUCGUCCUGAUGUCGUCUUUUCACAAACAGGAAAACUGGAAAACAUCUGUCGAUCAUAUGAAUAAUAUCGUGAACAUUUAAUAAACCUUAAACAUCUGGACUCUGUCUCAGAACAUUUGAUAAAUAAAGUUUAUUAUGAAUAUUGAAGUUCACACCUGGUGCAGCAGGUUGUGUGAGCGGAUCUCCAGCGCCUGGAUCUUGGCGAGCAGCUUCAUGUCCUCCACCUCGUAAUCUGGGAUGAUUUUAAACCCGUACUCAUCGUGAUCCCUGAGGAAACACCACAGCUCCAAUGACGUAUCGAUAAAACACGCUCAUGUAAAUGUGAGCUAGCUGCUGCGAGUCGGUGUCACUACUGAUGAAUAUUUUUAUACUGUUGUUUCUCACAUUGGUCUUUCUGUUAUUGUGUUUCUGUGUAGAAAUAUCAUGUAAUUUGUGUUGUAUUUGAUUAUCUUGAUGUUGAUAAAAACCUUUAAACCUUCAAA
Molecule: messenger RNA, 5718 nt
Organism: Scophthalmus maximus (turbot)
Lineage: Eukaryota; Metazoa; Chordata; Actinopteri; Pleuronectiformes; Scophthalmidae
Gene: tbc1d2
Product: TBC1 domain family, member 2
Exons: 19
Coding region: 234-4592 (1452 amino acids)
Source: RefSeq, a predicted model, not a curated record